GUGGAUUAGAUGUUUUUACUUCAGAUUUGCCUCAGGGAAAUGACAUCGCUGGAACAUUACGCUAUAAUGUAUAUCGAGGCUGCCGAUCAUGCAAAGCAACCAAAGAUCAAUUAACAAACCUUACAUUUGAUAUUUAUUAUUGCGGCCAAUACCAUCAAAUUACUGACCAAGAAUUUCAACUUAUAAAUCAACAAACUUCAAAAAAUGCAAAAUCGAGACUUGGCUCUCAAUAUGGAUUACAACUAUCAUCUGGACCAUUAGAUCCAAUUUUGCAUGACCGUCAUUUGCAUGUACCGCAAGAUGCAUAUCAUGCAAUUGCGGGAAAAAUAGCCCGGCUGCUUAACUGUACCUAUUCAAUAUUAACAUUAACUGGAGAGAAUAAUCUGAUCAAUUAUUGGAAAAACUUUGAAACACCAGCAUGA
Ambispora leptoticha is the source of this 422-nucleotide messenger RNA. The record is from the annotation of a GenBank genome assembly. Lineage: Eukaryota; Fungi; Glomeromycota; Glomeromycetes; Archaeosporales; Ambisporaceae.